Messenger RNA from Dermacentor albipictus, 920 nucleotides. RefSeq lists its product as uncharacterized. The record is from RefSeq and is a predicted model, not a curated record. Lineage: Eukaryota; Metazoa; Arthropoda; Arachnida; Ixodida; Ixodidae.
GAAGUUGCACUUUAUAAAGCUGUUCUAAACAAGCAUCGUUCAGAACUUCUCGUACAGGGCCAUUGCAAGGGAAAGCUCGCAUUCGUACAGGGCAACCAGGUGGCAGGACUACUGCUCUCUGCAACGGCACACUAGAAACAACGGACCGACCAGAAAAUUUAUUAGCCAACAUGGCGCCGGCGAAACUCCUUUUGCUAUUCGCUUUCUUUUCCUCAUCGUGUGCUGCGAUGUUCUACAGAACUGAUGAGCCAUGUGACUUCACGGACAUCCACCUAGAUGACGAAAUGUUUUCCACGCUGCUGGCCAAGCUCCCGGAAGGUCUCGAGUACGGCCCGCAGAGGUUCCACUCUCUCCUCCCAGGAAUUGAUGUGGGUGGAAUGACGGUGCAUGGCCUGAGCAAGCUCCGCCAGUUCGGGCCACCAAUUCCUUACUGCACAAAAGGAAAGCGCAUGGUGCAAGUGGACUUCUACACUCCUGAACCUAUAGAUUUCACCUCGCCAUGGAAGGCUUGCUCAGGCGAUCAAGGAAAGCUGAUUCUUCGCGCCGAGAACACGCGGUUCACAGCCCAAUUUGCCAUUUCCGAGUCCUCUGGCGAAGGCAUGAUGCUGGAGUUCGAGCGUGCACUUCCUGUUACAACGCAGACCGUCCGAUUUGUUGUCGAAGGUCUUGGACAUGGCGUGUCCGUCUUUUUUGAGGCUCUGAGUGCGCUUAUACCAAUUGUUCUUGAAGGAGGUUGGAACGCCUACUUUUCGCAUAAUCUUGACAGGGCCUUCCGUAUGGCCCUUGAGUGACGUAGUGGAAGGAGAUAUAUUGGUGUCACCUCACCGAAACUAAACCUGAAAACACAACGAACGCCGUCUUCUGUUAAUAUCGGUUUUAUUUAUUUCAAGGAAGGUAAUAAAAUUGCUUACUUUGUUGAA